Molecule: messenger RNA, 1719 nt
Organism: Canis lupus familiaris (dog)
Lineage: Eukaryota; Metazoa; Chordata; Mammalia; Carnivora; Canidae
Gene: GJB3
Product: gap junction protein beta 3
Exons: 2
Coding region: 186-998 (270 amino acids)
Biological process (GO): cell communication
Cellular component (GO): connexin complex
Source: RefSeq, a predicted model, not a curated record
GGGCUGUGUCAGGUGGGGCUGGACAGACAGGGCCGGAAGGUGCACGCAGGAGGGGGCUGCACCCAGGUGGGUGUCCGAGGCACGGUCCCCUCCCGGAGGGCUGGCAGCCAGGGCUGCAACCACCACUCCGGGGGUUUGGAGCUCCCACCAGGUGGGCUCGGGCCCCGGCUGCCCGGCCGGACGCCAUGGACUGGAAGACGCUGCAGGCCCUGCUGAGCGGCGUGAACAAGUACUCCACGGCCUUCGGGCGCAUCUGGCUGUCGGUGGUGUUCGUCUUCCGGGUCCUGGUGUACGUGGUGGCCGCCGAGCGCGUGUGGGGUGACGAGCAGAAGGACUUCGACUGCAACACCAAGCAGCCCGGCUGCACCAACGUCUGCUACGACGACUUCUUCCCCAUCUCCAACAUCCGGCUCUGGGCGCUGCAGCUCAUCUUCGUCACCUGCCCGUCGCUGCUAGUCAUGCUGCAUGUGGCCUACCGCGAGGAGCGCGAGCGCCGCCACCGGCUCAAGCACGGGGACCAGUGCGCCCGGCUGUACGCCGACGCGGGCAAGAAGCACGGCGGCCUGUGGUGGACCUACCUGCUCAGCCUCGUCUUCAAGCUCGCCAUCGAGCUCCUCUUUCUGUACGUGCUGCACACGCUGUGGCGCGGCUUUGCCAUGCCGCGCCUGGUGCAGUGCGCCAACGUGGCCCCCUGCCCCAACGUGGUGGACUGCUACAUCGCGCGGCCCACCGAGAAGAAGGUCUUCACCUACUUCAUGGUGGGCGCCUCCGCCGUCUGCAUCGUGCUCACCAUCUGCGAGAUCUGCUAUCUCAUCUUCCACAGGCUCCUGCGCCGCGUAACCAGGAACAGGUCCCCCAAGAGCCGCGGCCCCCCAUCCUCCACCAGCCGGGCCUCCACCUGCCGCUGCCACCACAAGCUGGUGGACGCUGGAGAGCUGGGCUGCGACGGCGGUGACGACGAGGGGCACGCAUCAGCGCCCCACAUGACCCCCAUAUGACCUCCCCGGCGGGGCAGCGACCCUGGAGCUACCCCCGGGGCCAGGUACGGGGGCGGGGGGUCCUACAGGUGCUGGCUGCCCCCACUCUGAACUCACUCAUCUAUCCAGUUUCAUUUUAGGGGCAGACUUUUUGAGCACGGGGCACUGCGCCGUCUGCCUGGGGGUAAAUCGGAGCCCAGGAUGAGCGGCCGGCCCCUGGGGGACGCAGCCCCUGAAACAAGCCAGUCACCUGCCGCCUGCAAGGGGACACCUGGGGGGGCCCACGGGAGGCGGCGGCCGGCCGGGCGAGGCUUCCCCGAGGCAGUGGUGCUCUCUGGCAGAGAGAACAGCAGGUGCAGAGCCUCGGAGGCCACGAGGAGGGAGAUGCCUGUCCUGGUGGGACCCACCGGAUCCAAGGGAGUCCCCACUCCCUCCGGACGAGCGCCCAGCUUUCUGGGCUGGGGAGGAAGUCGUCCCAGCAGUGGGACAUCUGGAGGCCGGACAGUGAGCGCGUGAAGAGGAGCGGGAGGCGGCUCCGGGGACACUGGCUCCUGCCCGAGGGACGCCGUGACCUUCUCCGACCCCACGGCCCUCAGGGGAAGCCUGCGCAAUCCCAUUCUCUGCUGCGCCCCCAGGUUCAGGCAGCUUUGCUCCCAUCUGCCCCCCAGAUGUGCUGACCCGCCUCUGAGACCUGAGGCCGAUGCUCCUAGAAAUCAAUAAAGCCUGUGUUUUAUAGAGUGGC